CGGGCUGUGAAGAAAGUUUUGAGCCGCAGAGACGUGCCCAGAGUGGAUAAAACAUGCUCACUAAGUGGGAGAAAGACUCUGCCCAGGACACAAGAUGAAGGUGGAGAGGAAGACCUAUUCUACAGGCGACAGUUUUGCUGACAUUCCUCCACUACUGACGAUCUUUGGCCUCCUCCUCCUUCUCUUCACAGGUGAGGUGUCAGGAGUGAAUGUGACCAGCCAAACCCAGGUGGUGAGGGGCACCGUGGGCAAAGAGGCCCUUUUGUCAGUCAGCUACUCCAGCAGCAGCUCAGACAAGCCUGUGAUUAAGUGGCAGCUAAAGAGGGACAAAGAGAAACCUAUCACUGUUGUGCAGUCCAUAGGAACAGACAUCAUAGGGAACCUGAGGCCAGAGUACCGCAACCGUAUCGUGGUGUUUGAGAAUGGGUCACUGCUGCUUCACAACCUGCAGCUGUCAGACGAAGGGGCGUACGAAGUCGAGAUCUCCAUCACAGAUGACACCUUCACUGGAGAACACUACAUUGAGCUCACUGUGGAUGUCGCCGUGUCCAAACCUUACAUCCAGAUGAUAGCCUCGUCCGUCCUGGAGUGGAGCGAGCAGUUUAACCUCCACUGUUCCCACAAUAACGGCACAAAGCCCAUCUACGGUUGGCUGAAGGGAGGCAAGGUGCUGACCAAUGACACACGCCUGCUGCUUUCACAUGACCAAAAAGUGCUGACCAUCUCACGCGUUGUGAUGUCAGAUGAUGACAUUUACGCCUGCACAGUGGAGAACCCCAUCAGCAGCAUGAAGAGCACGCCUGUCAGGCUCACUGUCUACAGACGAAGCUCGCUAUACAUCAUCCUGUCCACCGGGGGCAUAUUCCUCCUAAUCACCCUGGUGACAGUGUGUGCCUGUUGGAAACCAUCCAAAAAGAAACAUCGACCUGUCCCCCAAAGAGCUCCCAUCUAUCUGGAGCAGAGUGAACAUGGCCAUGAUGAACUGAUCGGCCCAUCUGGUCUGCCCCUCGCAGAUACCCCCGCUGCCCAUCUCCACUGGCACAGCCUCUCCCACAUCCCCUUCCAGGUCCUCCCCUGCGCCCAGUCCGCUCCCCUGCUCACUCUCCUUGUUCAUCUCCACGCAGUUUCAGCCCGAUAA
Perca flavescens (yellow perch) is the source of this 1138-nucleotide messenger RNA. It is a transcript of the gene hepacama, whose product is annotated as hepatic and glial cell adhesion molecule a. The record is from RefSeq and is a predicted model, not a curated record. NCBI's taxonomy places the organism in Eukaryota, Metazoa, Chordata, Actinopteri, Perciformes, Percidae. The coding region runs from base 95 to 1138 and encodes 347 amino acids. The transcript is spliced from 6 exons.